Messenger RNA from Geodia barretti, 447 nucleotides. The record is from the annotation of a GenBank genome assembly. Lineage: Eukaryota; Metazoa; Porifera; Demospongiae; Tetractinellida; Geodiidae.
AUGAUGGAACACGACAUCGCGUCACCCAAAGGCGCACGGCGCGCCCGAAAGCGCGUUGGCCGAGGGGACGCCGCCGGAGGCGGCAGCACCGCCGGCCGGGGUAUGAAGGGACAGAAAUCCCGCUCCGGUCGCGGCCUGCGACCCGGCUUCGAGGGCGGUCAAAUGCCCUUGAUCAAGGGUCUGCCCAUGAAGCGCGGGUUCAACAACCGCUACAAGACCUACUAUGCGCUGGUGGACCUGGAUACGCUGCAAGAGCGUUUCGAGGCCAACACGCAAGUCACGCCGGAACUGCUGCAUGAGCUGGGCAUCAUCCGGCGCACGAAGCUGCCGGUGAAGGUGGUGGGAGACGGAGAAUUGCAGCAGCCGCUGACCGUGGCCGCGCACAAGUUCACCGCCUCAGCCCGGGCCAAGAUCGAAGCGGCCGGCGGAUCCGUAACCGAGCUCUAG